Messenger RNA from Trichomycterus rosablanca, 3870 nucleotides. Its product is annotated as dual specificity tyrosine-phosphorylation-regulated kinase 4-like. The transcript has 22 exons. The record is from RefSeq and is a predicted model, not a curated record. Gene Ontology annotation, molecular function: ATP binding; protein serine/threonine/tyrosine kinase activity; protein serine/threonine kinase activity. Gene Ontology annotation, biological process: peptidyl-serine phosphorylation; peptidyl-threonine phosphorylation. Gene Ontology annotation, cellular component: nucleus; cytoskeleton; cytoplasm. Bases 1 to 1896 code for a protein of 631 amino acids. NCBI's taxonomy places the organism in Eukaryota, Metazoa, Chordata, Actinopteri, Siluriformes, Trichomycteridae.
AUGACAAAAGGUGGAACAUAUUAUGUUGUCCCUUCUUUAAACACAGUGCAACUCAAGCCUGCACAUCCACCCAGCCAGCAGCAGAAUAAGAAACUUCCAGACACUUUGCCUUCUCUGGGUUUAAAACCUAGCAUCAUCAAAAAAGAGCAGCCAAUCAAUAUUGAAGUCCAGCAGAAGCUUAGUCAGGGUGGAACGUAUAAUGUUGUCCCUCAUUUCAACACAGUGCAACUCAAGCCUGCACAUCCGCCCGGCCAGCAGCAGAAGUAUAAAAAACUUCCCGACACUUUGCCUUCUCUGGGUUCAAAACCACAGACGGUCCGCGUUUUGCCUGGCAUCAUCAAAAAAGAGCAGCCAAACAAUGAUGAAGUCCAGCAGAAGUUUAGUCAGGGUGGAAAGUGGGAUGCUGUUCCGCCGUUCAACAUAGUGCAGCUCAACCCUGCAUAUCAGCCCUGCCAGCAGCAGAAUAAAAAACAUCCAGACACUUUGCCUUCUCUGGGUUCAAAACCACAGACGACCCGCGUUUUGCCUGGCAUCAACAAAAAAGAGCAGCCAAACCAUGUUGAAGACAAGCAGAAGAUUGAUCAGGGUGGAAAGUGUGAUGCUGUCCCUCCUCUCAAAAAAACGCAAACCAAGCCUGUACAUCAGCCCUGCCAGCAGCAGAUACCAGAUCAGAAGUCAGUGACUCAGGAUUUCAAGACAAAUAGUAGGAAACUUCCAAAGCUUGUUAACACCUGGCACCCUUCCAGCCAACAGAAGAACAAAAAGCUGUUGAGGAAAGAUACGCUCCCCAUGUCUCCUGAAGAUGUGCUGGAAAGAUUUGGCAAGAUCAUGACUGAGUUUGAGUGUGAUGAGAUCCUCACUUACCCAGAGAUCUGGUAUUUGGGCCACAUAACGAAAAAUUAUGCCAGACCCAAGACAAUGAAAGAGAAGACUGGCACCCAAACCAAGGUUAUGCAUAUUGCUUACCGCUAUGAGGUGCAGAAGAUGCUUGGAGAGGGAACCUACGGGCAGGUUUAUAAGUGCCUGGACCACAAGACCAAUGAGCUUGUGGCUAUUAAAGUAAUUCGUCCAGACAGUGUUAUCAAGACAGAGUUGGAUAUACUGGAUUUCUUGCGGAAGAAGGACAAAGAUGACUGCUAUAACAUUGUCCACAUGAAAGAACACUUUCGCUUCAGAAACCAGCUCUGCAUUGUUUUUGAACUUCUGGGGCAAACUCUGUGGAAUGUAAUGAAGGACCACCGUGAGGGCAUGAGCUUAGAUCAGGUGCGCAACAUUGCUCGUGAACUGCUCAAGUGCCUAAGUAUGCUCGAGCGAGAGAAGAUCAUUCAUGCUGAUCUCAAACCUGAAAACAUCAUGCAGUCACUUGAAAAGCCACCUGGUAUCAGAGUCAUUGACUUUGGAUUCAGCUGCUUUGAACAUCUGCAAGAGCUUAAACGGGUAGGAACGUCCGUCUACCGCGCGCCAGAGGUUAUGGUGCGCAAACGCUACUCCACCGCUAUUGAUAUGUGGAGUCUGGGCUGCAUCCUGAUAGAACUUUACACUGGCCAGCAUCCCUUUUACGGACACAGUGAGGUGGAGAUUAUGUCCCGCAUUAUGGAGGUGCUUGGAAAGCCUCCAACUCAAUACACCUCAUUAAGGAAAGAACUGUUCUUCGACUUUAAAGGACGACCUCUUAGGGUACUCGACCGCCAUGGAGAACUAAGAGUGAUUGGUUCCAAAAAUCUGGCCAGCAUUUUAAACACCAGUGAUGAGCUGUUCCUGGACUUCAUCCAGCGCUGCUUAACCUGGGACCCAGGAAUGCGUCUAACUGCACAGAAGGCUUUGCAGCACAAAUGGAUUCAGGAGGGGCCAAAGGCAAAGACAAGACAGCAUGCAGCCUCUACAAAAAGAUUAUAGUCACAUCAUAGAUGACCAGUAGAUGAAGUUUAUCUGCAUCAGGGUGACAAGAAGAUGACUAGUCCAUUUCAUCAGGAGGAUCAUAAUGGUCAUGUAUAACCUUAGCAGUACAGUCGUCUUGUUAUAAAACCAAAAUCAUUUAUUAAUGGCUAAGUAAACUGAACUGGUUAAGUGUUAGAUCAAUGUUUAAUCAGUUAAAUGUUUUACUGUUCAGCUGUGUUUGCUGUUUUGGUUUUAAUGCUUUAUGAGAUACAGGAUGGACUGACCAGACUGGGUUUGAAAAAUCUCAGCCAGAGUAAGUUAGCGGAACCCCAGACGUCCCAAAUGACAGGAGGCGCAGCAGCAUACAUACAUUAAAAAGCACCAUGGACGGGAUUCGACAUUACAGAUCAGAUGUGGCUGCAUCUCACCACAAUAGGACUUACAGCACUGUUGGAUGCCAGUGAUUUGUUAUAUAAGUCCGUCCAGGAUACAGACUUAUCUACAUAAUCAGAGAUUGAGGAAACGAGUGGAUCACUCCAGAUUAUACCAAAGAUAAAACCUGAAAAGUCGUCCCUGGAUGUGAUCGCUGAAGAGGAAGGUGAAGUACCACCUCAGCACAAACAGCUACACAGGUCCAGAAGGUUUAUUCUUAGCUGUGGAUUUCCAUCCAGUUUGAACAUCAGUAAAGAAGUGGGACCAUCGAUAAACACUACAAGAUUAAUACCUGGAAAGAGGAGCAUCACAUACAUCACAGAAUCAACAUACUUUUGCUGUGUAAUGAAUAAGUGACGGCCAAAAUAUUGUAUGUGUCACACUUGAGCCUUCUGUGUGCUCCUGCCUGCCACACCCACCUCUAUUGGAGCAAUCAGCCUCCAGCCAGCUCCCCUCUCUGGAUUGGUUCUCUGGGGCUAAUUAGCCCCAGCUGCAAUAUAUUUAAGAGAGGUACUGGGAGAGGCUGGUGGGGAUUACUGGAUUUGUUUCAUGGUUGCUCUGUUUGACUAAUGUAUCUCUGUCUGGUUCAUAUAGAUCCUGAUCUAUUCUGGUUUGUUCUUGUCGUUGCCUUUGUCAUGUUGAGUCUGUUUAGUCCUGUUCAGUUUGUUUAACCCUGUUAGUCUGUUUAGUCCUGUUCAGUCCUGUUAGUCUGUUUAGCCCAGUUAGUCUGUUUAGUCCUGUUCAGUCUGUUUAGUCCUGUUCAGUCUGUUUAGUCCUGUUCAGUCUGUUUAGCCCAGUUAGUCUGUUUAGCCCAGUUAGUCUGUUUAGCCCAGUUAGUCUGUUUAGUCCUGUUCAGUCUGUUUAGUCCUGUUCAGUCUGUUUAGUCCUGUUCAGUCUGUUUAGCCCAGUUAGUCUGUUUAGCCCAGUUAGUCUGUUUAGCCCAGUUAGUCUGUUUAGCCCAGUUAGUCUGUUUAGUCCUGUUCAGUCUGUUUAGUCCUGUUAGUCUGUUUAGUCCUGUUUAGUCUGUUUAGUCCUGUUCAGUCUGUUUAGCCCUGUUCAGUCUGUUUAGCCCUGUUCAGUCUGUUUAGCCCUGUUCAGUCUGUUUAGCCCAGUUAGUCUGUUUAGCCCAGUUAGUCUGUUUAACCCUGUUCAGUCUGUUUAACCCUGUUCAGUCUGUUUAGUCCUGUUCAGUCUGUUUAGUCCUGUUCAGUCUGUUUAGUCCUGUUCAGUCUGUUUAGUCCUGUUCUGUCUGUUUAGUCCUGUUCAGUCUGUUUAGUCCUGUUAGUCUGUUUAGUCCUGUUCAGUCUGUUUAGCCCUGUUCAGUCUGUUUAGCCCAGUUAGUCUGUUUAGCCCAGUUAGUCUGUUUAACCCUGUUCAGUCUGUUUAGUCCUGUUCAGUCUGUUUAGUCCUGUUCAGUCUGUUUAGUCCUGUUCAGUCUGUUUAGUCCUGUUCAGUCUGUUUAGUCCUGUUAGUCUGUUUAGUCCUGUUCAGUCUGUUUAGUCCUGUUCUGUCAGUUUUACCCUGUCUUGUCUUAUUAUUAAAAUUCAUCAGUCUAUCUCA